AUGAACGAUAAAGAUGAUAGCGCUUGGGUCUUCGACUCUUUGAUUGGUUUUCUUCAAGGUCCCAUUUGGUCUACGCCUCUCAUUACUUUCAUUGAAGAGAAAUCGCUCAUAUUCGAAGCGGAUGUCGAGGAAAAUGAUGAGUAUCAAAAGAUAUAUCAGGAGUACAAAAAUCUGGUGGAUUUAUUGCUUGGUUGUUUUAUGGAAGACAUGGGAAUCACUCCGGAACAAUUCGAGUACGCUUGUACCGUAAAUAAAUAUACAAUGCCUAUACAAUUCCAACAGAAUUUGUUCGAACAAAUAUGGGCUGCGAACGAGUACGAGAUAUUCAAGAGAAUGAUGAUACAGAAGAACCUAGAACUUCAACUACAAGCUUUGAAUAUGAUCGAGCAAAAAUAUGGCCUCACACCUGUAUCCUUGAUGUAUGAAACAGAUACAUUAAAUGAAGAUCCUCUAGUCAUGGAAGAAUUAAUUCAGAAACAUAUAUUGGAAAAUGAUUCGAAAGAUCAAAAUAUAUCCUCAGAAACUUCGCUCAUCAAAGAACACGAACGUUUGACAGCUAAAUAUAAUAACGAAAGGGUAUUGUUAUCAGAAGCUUUAAAAAUAUCACAAGAGAAAAAGGAAGAUCCACAAUCAUCUUUUAAAGAAGUAAAAGAAGAAGAAGAAAAAAAAGAAAUUAAAAUUAAAAGAGAAAAAGAAGAGGAUGAGGAAGAUAAAGAAAAAGAAAAAGAUACUCACAGAUUCCCUAAAGCGCUUCCUUUAAAUCCUAUAUCUACAACUGAAUUAAAAUCAGACGAACAAAAUAUAUCAGAAGAAGAUAUAAAAAAGAGACAGGCUUACUUGAAGGCUAGACGCGAUAAAUUGGUAGCAUUAAAAAAAGAAGCAAGAAGUCAACGAUUGGAAAUGAUUUCAAUCAGACCGAGUUCUGCAAGAACAAUAGCGGAAGCAACGAUAAAAGGGGAGCAAGAAUUAAAAUUACCAGAAUCUCUAGAUCCAUCCAUAUUGCAAGUACGCAAAGCACUCGCAGCUCGUCUCCAAACUGAGGUAGUGCGUAAACAAACGAAUUAAUAAUAACGAUUCUUAUAAAGAAAUCGGGACAUUAGUAUUUAUCGCGGUAAGAAUAUUUUUUCGAGAAAUAUCAUAUACAACGAUUAAAUUACAUUUUUUUUUUAGACAUUUAGCAUAAAAACAGGAAAAAAGUUUGUAAGGUAACGUUUACAAACUUUGAAUUAAGAUGAUCAAUCUAAAUAACAAAAUUAAUUUAUAGUUACGCCUAAACAAAAUGAAUAUAGUUUUUUUUCUUUUUUGUAUACAAUUUUAAAUAUUCAUUACAUCGGUUUAUUUUACCUUUGAAUUGAAAUAAGUCUGAUUUAGGAUCAUUACAGUUUGCAUAUAAGUAUAUAUUUCCGCUUAUGAAUACCGACAAAAUGAUAAAUAGUUUUUUAAGGUCACUUGCAUUAUUUUCUCUUACUCAUUCGAUGCGUUCUCAUGAUUAUAAUCAUUGAUAUUAAUUUUAUUCGUGAAAGAAAUUGAAUAAAACACGAAAAAAAAAUAAAAAGAAAAAGCAUAGAAUCUUUUUAUAACAAUUUGCAUAAAUCUUCAAGAAUGAUAUAAAUAAAUAAAAAAUAAAAAAAACAUAAUGUUUCUUAUAUGUUUUUCACAUAUUUUACAGACGAAAAUUAACAUCUGUAAAUUUUUCAAUUUUUAUAUUUGUUUUUUUAUGUAUAAUUAAUUCUUCAAAUGAAAUUAUAUUUUUUAUUUGAUCGAUGUAAAGAGAAGAGAAUGCGAAGAUAACAUAAAAGUUGUGUAAUACACAGCUUUUAAUAAAUGCUUUCAGAAAAUUAUAAAUACGCUGUAAAAUUUGUUUUACAUAUAAUUAUCUAAUAGCACAAAUUGUACAAAUCACAAUUAGAAGAUAAAUAGAAUUGAAAAUCAA
Molecule: messenger RNA, 1933 nt
Organism: Apis mellifera (honey bee)
Lineage: Eukaryota; Metazoa; Arthropoda; Insecta; Hymenoptera; Apidae
Product: cilia- and flagella-associated protein 36
Exons: 5
Coding region: 1-1065 (354 amino acids)
Cellular component (GO): ciliary base; axoneme
Source: RefSeq, a predicted model, not a curated record